AUGUACCACAACGAGAAAGAAGCUGGCCGGUCAAUACUACGAUUCCUCGAAACUGAGAAGAGCAAGCCCGAUGGCUUGAAGCGCGAGGACAUUUUUUUCACCUCGAAAUUGGCCUCCAAUGUUAGCUACGACGCUACGCGCCAAUCCAUCAAAGAAUCCAUCCGAGCUUCUGGCUUGGGAUAUAUAGAUCUUUUCUUGAUUCAUUCGCCCUAUGGUGGCAAGGCAAGACGUCUUGAAUGCUGGCGCGCACUGGAAGAUGCCUAUGCAGACAACGAGAUCCGCGCGGCAGGUGUGAGUAAUUACGGCGUAAAGCACUUGAAGGAACUUCUGGCGACGAACCCCAGAGUGCUUCCCGUCGUGAAUCAGAUUGAGGUACAUCCGUUCAAUACGCGAUCUGAGAUAACCACUUUUUGUCAGCAGAAUGAUAUUGUAGUGGAGGCAUACGCACCGCUUGCUCGUGCAUACAGGUUCCGGCACCCGACGAUUGUUUCGCUCUCGAAGAAGUACAGUUGCACCCCAGCACAGUUGAUGGUGCGGUGGAGUUUACAACAUGGCUAUGUGCCGUUGCCGAAGAGUGCCAAGAAAGACCGCAUUAUCGCCAAUGUAGAGAUCGAUGGGUUUGAGAUAGAGCCGGCGGACAUGAAGGUAAUGGAUGACUUGGAUGAGUACUUGGUUACUGGUGAGACUAUCUUUCUUAAAUUCCAUUCAUUUUUGCAGAAUCAGAGCUAA
Messenger RNA from Talaromyces atroroseus, 729 nucleotides. RefSeq lists its product as hypothetical. Lineage: Eukaryota; Fungi; Ascomycota; Eurotiomycetes; Eurotiales; Trichocomaceae. The coding region runs from base 1 to 729 and encodes 242 amino acids. The record is from RefSeq and is a predicted model, not a curated record. The transcript has a single exon. Gene Ontology annotation, molecular function: oxidoreductase activity.